AUGCCCCAGCUGAGUGAUGAUGAUUUCUUCUCAAAUGAGCAGAUUAAUAUUGAUAGAGAAGACAAUGACUCCAACAAUGAUUCCUCAGAGACUGACAGCUCUGAAGCCAGCGACUUUGAACAGAUGCGAAGGGUUUUACAUGAUCCAGGGCCAACUGCUGAAGUCCAUGAGCUGCAAAAGGCCCUUGCAAUUGCUCAGAAAGCUUACUCUGAGACACAUGUUGAGCUACACAGUGCUUUGGAAAGCCUGAGUAUUGAUGCCAGUAUCUCUAAGGAAGUGAAGAAGUAUGCCCUUCUUUACAAUUUCUGGGUCCCAGAUGGCCUUUUUCUGCCAAUGCCAAAGCCAGAUGUUGAUCUGCACAGCCCAACUCGCUGGAUGUCACCCAAGGCCAAACUUGAUGGUGCAGUAGUGGAACUCUACAGCAUAGUCCCCAGCUCUCUCCAUAAUCAAGAAUGGUCCAACAUCCUGAGGGCUAUUAAAAACUGUGCUGGCAUUGUUUUCAUGCCAUAUGGGCUUGACCCCACCUGCCUUUCCAGCCAUCCUUCAGGAAGGAAGGAAGAUCCCAAGUUUCAGGUUCUACUGAAGAAAGAUGGUGUUGGCAAAUACACAUGUCUUGCUCCAAUUCUUUUCAAAAAGCAUGACAACAUGGUUGCUAGCGAGUUUCUCAUGAGUCUGGCUAUCACCCUUGCUCAUUUUCUAGUGUCUCCAGAUUUAGAGCUCUCUUCCAUCAGUGUGGAGACUCGCAUUCUGUACUGCUCUGACUAUGACUUCUACAUUGAAAAGCUUUUGAAGAAAAGCAAUUGGGCUCUCUGUGUUUUUGAUCAUGUGAAUUGUGAGGUGUUUGGUAAAGACUCACAGUCGAAGAAUGCAUCAUUAGUUCCUCCAGUUCCUCUGACUGCCCAGUCACAUACUUUGGAAGAUGAGAUGUUGUCCAAAAUCAAGAAUCCUACACCUCAUGUCACAGCUCCCACCUCUCCCACUGUCAACACAUUUGUCAAUCCUGCAUUCCUGAAUUCUCCUUCUGCUUUGAUGCAGGGCUUUGACAUGGCUACCUGCUCAUCCUCAUCCACUUCUAGCUGUCAUGGAAACACACUCUCUGUUUCCACAGUUUCUCAGCUACAACUUGAGGUUGAAUCCUCACAUGCUGCCAAGGACAAAACAAUUGUUGACCUGCCUGAACCCCCAAAGCGCACCACAUGUAAUACUACCCAUGCCAGAAAGGUCUCGAAGACCAAGAAAUAA
Pisolithus orientalis is the source of this 1242-nucleotide messenger RNA. RefSeq lists its product as uncharacterized. The transcript is spliced from 6 exons. Bases 1 to 1242 code for a protein of 413 amino acids. The record is from RefSeq and is a predicted model, not a curated record. Lineage: Eukaryota; Fungi; Basidiomycota; Agaricomycetes; Boletales; Pisolithaceae.